AUGGGUGCGCGUUGGUAUUUAACGCUUCCGUUGGUUGCUGUGACGGUACUGCUGGUUGCCGGUGUUCGAGGACAAACGACGGAUCCACCCGCCGACAAGGAAUGGUGGGAGACGGCCGUGUUCUAUCAGAUCUACCCGCGAUCGUUCUACGACACCGACAAUAAUGGUGUGGGUGAUGUGCGAGGUGUCACGGCGAAGCUGCAGUACCUCAAGGAUACGGGCGUCGAUGCGACGUGGUUAAGUCCGAUCUUUAGCUCACCGCAGGAGGACUUUGGGUAUGAUGUGUCCAACUUCAAGCAGGUCGAUCCGCUGUUCGGCACCAACGCUGAUCUUGAGGAGCUGUUCCGGGAAGCGAACGCGUUGGGGUUGAAGAUUGUGCUGGAUUUUGUGCCGAAUCACACCAGCAAUCAGCAUGCGUGGUUUAUCGAGUCGGAGAAGGGUGUUGCACCGUUCCGGGACUAUUACGUGUGGCAUCCGGGCAAGAUGGUGAACGGACAGCGUGUUCCACCGAACAAUUGGCAAUCGGUCUUCUACGGAUCGGCCUGGGAGUGGAGCGAACUUCGCCAGGAGUACUAUCUGCAUCAGUUCGCGAAGGGCCAGCCGGAUCUGAACUAUCGCAACCCGGCCGUUAUCGGUGAGUUUGACGAGAUUUUGCGUUAUUGGAUGGAGCGUGGUGCGGCUGGAUUCCGCGUCGAUGCGAUCAACCACAUGUUUGAGCAUCCGGAGUUCAUCGACGAGCCGAUCAACAACCCGGAGGAUCCGAACAGCUACGGGUACACGCAUCACAUCUACACGAAGGACCUCCCGGAGACGUACGACGUGAUCGCACACUGGCGCACUGUGUUGGACGAUUUCACGAGAUUAACGAACGGCGAUCCGGUCAUCAUGAUGACGGAAGCGUACGCUAACCUCUCAAUGACACUGCGGUACUACGAGUCGGAUGAUGGCAGUCAGCAGCGGGCUCACUUUCCGUUCAACUUCGUCAUGAUCGAGGAGCUGGGCGAGUACUCGACGGCGCACGAUUUCAAGCGCGUGAUCGAUCGGUGGUUGGGCAAUUUGCCCCGUGGAAAAACCACCAACUGGGUGCUGGGAAAUCACGACAAACCGCGUGUGGCCAGCCGGUACGGUGAGCAGCGCAUCGACGGGAUGCAGUUGAUGUUGUUGGGGCUACCGGGCGUUGCGGUGACUUAUAACGGUGAUGAGAUCGGUAUGGUAGAUCAUCGGGACAUCUCGUACGAGGAUACGCUCGAUCCGCAGGGAUGUAAUCUCGGACCGCAGGAUUACAAGUGGGCUUCACGUGAUCCAGAACGCGUACCAUUCCAGUGGGACGAUACGUUUAAUGCGGGUUUUUCACGAGCACCAAGGACCUGGUUACCGGUGCAUCCUUACUACAGACAGACGAACUUGCUAAAGCAGCAGGAAGCGGAUUACAGCCAUUACAAGUUCUAUCGGGAUGCGGUUGCGAUGCGUCGAGAUCACGUGUUCACGCAUGGACAUUUUAAGGCGCACGCGUUUGGCGAUUGGGUGUUUGCGUUUGCGAGGUACCUGCGUGAGCAUGAGGAUCGGUUGGAUGAUCCGUACCGGGUGGUGGUGAUCAACUUCUCUGGCGAGCGGACAACGAUCGAUGUGAACGAGCUGUAUGAGAUCCGGAACCGCACGGAGGUGUAUCUCGUGGGGACGGAAUCACGCCACAAGGUGGGACAUUUGCUGGACGCUAACCAGGUCUCGAUUGGACCGUGGGAAUCGAUCGUUUUAGGACCGGUGUCGGCUGGUGGUCGGCUUGUGGGUUCGUUCGUUCUGCUUCUACUAGCUGUGGUCAAAUUCAUGCUCUUUUAG
Molecule: messenger RNA, 1836 nt
Organism: Anopheles nili
Lineage: Eukaryota; Metazoa; Arthropoda; Insecta; Diptera; Culicidae
Product: maltase 2-like
Exons: 3
Coding region: 1-1836 (611 amino acids)
Biological process (GO): carbohydrate metabolic process
Source: RefSeq, a predicted model, not a curated record